GACAUCGGGACGAUGUCGGAGGCUUACAAGAAGGUGAAGGCCGGGAGGCUCGUCUUCAAGGGCGGCGACGUCGCUGGCGUCGACAAGAAGAAGCGUAAGAAGAAGAAGAAGGCGGAAGCCGACGCGGAAAAGAAUCCCUUCGCUGCGGGGGAAGACGCCGACGGGGAGUCGGCGUCGGCCGGGGCAGAGGCGUACACGAUCGACGCGGCGAAGCGGAUGAAGUACGAGGAGCUCUUUCCCGUGGAGUCCAAGAAGUUCGGUUACGACCCCGCCAACAAGUCCCGCACGAGCGCCCGCACGAUCGAGGAGGCGCUCGACGACAGGGUCAAGAAGAAGGCUGACCGCUACUGCAAGUGAUCGAUCCUCUCGCUUCUUGUCUCGGGUGCGAUGAGAAUUUUAGGGUUGUUGUCGUCUAUUUUCCUUGCUGAUUCACCAGGGACGAUAGUCAUCAAACAAGAUUGCAGUCAAGAAGAUGUUAGGAGCAAAGAUUACGACUGAAUUUUAUAUUAGCCCUGUUAGUAGCACCUUGAGAUGCCUUGUAAUUGUAUCAGUUGCACUGCUUAUGAUGUUGGGAUCCAAACGCUCUGCAAGUCGCAAAUCCUGUAACAAUGCUUUUUAUCAGAUUCCCAACACCUGUUCUAUGCAUUGCUCGAAUGUACUUUGAAGGGAUCAGAUAUUUCAUCAGCCAGUCUAUGAACUGGUUUAUCUUCUCCUAAUGUCUAUAAUUUGUGGUUCAAGUCA
Messenger RNA from Musa acuminata subsp. malaccensis (wild Malaysian banana), 741 nucleotides. RefSeq lists its product as uncharacterized. Gene Ontology annotation, cellular component: nucleolus. The record is from RefSeq and is a predicted model, not a curated record. Lineage: Eukaryota; Viridiplantae; Streptophyta; Magnoliopsida; Zingiberales; Musaceae.